This is a messenger RNA of Aureobasidium pullulans EXF-150, 608 nucleotides long. Its product is annotated as YjgF-like protein. NCBI's taxonomy places the organism in Eukaryota, Fungi, Ascomycota, Dothideomycetes, Dothideales, Saccotheciaceae. The record is from RefSeq and is a predicted model, not a curated record. The transcript is spliced from 2 exons. Bases 69 to 476 code for a protein of 135 amino acids.
CAACACCUAUAUCGAGAUAAAACGGAUCUAUCCCCAUAGCUAUCAUCAUUAAACAGCAUAAUAUCGAAAUGUCGACACUGCAAUACUUCAACGAAAAGGGGGCCGGCCAGAAGCACAGUGAUGCUUGUCAUUACUCACAAGCUGUGAUCGUGGGUGAUGUUGUCAAGUGCGCUGGGCAGGGCGGGUGGGACAGCGAGGGCAAUCUGGACAGCGAUGACUGGCAAGGGCAAAUCGACAAUGCUUUUGACAACGUUGACCGUGUGCUUCAAGCGGCAGGAUUACGUGGUUGGGAAGACGUCUACCUGAUUCGAAGCUAUCAGUUGGAUAUUGCCAACCACUUCGAAUACUUCGUUGAGAAGCUCAAAAACCGCAUCCCUGGACACCGUCCUAUCUGGACCGCUUUGAGCGUUCCCAAACUCGCUUUUCCUCCAAUGUUGGUGGAGAUCGAGGUUGAAGCAUAUCGUAGUAAGCAAUGAGGAUGCUACUCGAGUACGAUAUUGGUAUGAAGAAUUUCUGGUCAGUUCGGAUCAAGGAGACAGCCUGCUACCGAGGCCGGGGAUGUUGCCGAUCUCCAACUUCCCCAAUUCAAGCUACAAGUUUCUCCAACC